CUGAUGGGACUUUCAUCCAAUCAGAGGCUGAGGGUGGAUCGCCGCAGGGGGCGGAAGUUGUUGCGCUCACAUGAGAACGAAAAAGAAGCUAACGGUGAGGAUUAAACUGUAACGUUUAUGGUCAUACUCAUCGAUCCCCUCGUCCAAACGGAAUGUAUAGCAUCCGCUGUCAUCACUUCUGUUUUUGUUCCUUAACGCGAUGCGCAGUAAAGGAGGGUAAUGCCGCAGACAGCUGGUAGUUUCUUGGAAAAGGCGAAGAUACGUGCAGAAAAAGAGGUGUGACGACCACAGUUGGCGUCAGGGAGCCCUGCUGCGGGCCAGUCUGCGUGGCCAUUUGUGUAUAUGUGCUUCUGGCUUUGUGUGUUAAUGAGCGAGUGGCAUAGAAGCUGGGGAUUGUAAGGUGAUGCCAAAAUGCUGCUCUCUCUGGGAAUGCUGAUGCUCUCCGCCACGCAGGUUUACACCAUCUUCACCGUGCAGCUUUUCGCCUUCCUUAACCUGCUGCCAGUGGAGGCCGACAUCGUUGCUUACUCAUUUGAUAACAAAACCGAAACCUUCGACGACAUGCCUGCUCGGUUCGGCUACCGGCUCCCCAGCGAUGGACUUAAGGGUUUUCUGAUCGGUGCCCGACCUGAAAAUGCGUGUGAGCCCAUCGAACCGCCUCCCAGGGAAAACUUGACAGGCGCCUUCAUCGUCCUCAUCAAGCGAUACGACUGCAACUUCGACAUGAAGGUCCUCAAUGCACAAAAAGCUGGAUAUAAGGCAGCCAUUGUUCACAAUGUGGACUCUGAUGACUUAAUCAGCAUGGGAUCCAACGAUUUGGAUGUUCUGAAGCAGAUCGUUAUUCCCUCUGUAUUUGUGAGUGAGCUGACCGCCAAUGCUCUCAAAGACGACUACAUGUACGACAAAGGAGGACACCUGGUCCUGAUCCCAGACUUCAGCCUGCCUCUGGAGUACUACCUGAUCCCCUUCCUCAUCAUAGUGGGGAUCUGCCUCAUCCUCAUCGUUGUUUUUAUGAUCACAAAGUUUGUCCAGGAUCGGCGCAGAGCUCGGAGAAGUCGUCUGAGGAAGGAUCAGCUGAAGAAACUUCCCAUCCACAAGUUCAAGAAAGGGGAUAACUAUGAUGUCUGUGCCAUCUGCCUGGAUGAAUAUGAGGAUGGCGAUAAACUCAGAGUCCUGCCAUGCUCUCAUGCCUACCACAGCAAGUGUGUGGACCCCUGGCUGACCAAAACCAAGAAGACGUGUCCUGUGUGCAAGCAGAAGGUGGUCCCCUCUCAGGGCGACUCGGAUUCGGAUUCAGAGGAGGGGGACAGCGGCCCCGACGAGAACGAGGUGUCCGAGAGCACGCCCCUGCUGCGCUCCCAGGCCUCGACCAGCGCCCACUCCUUCGGCACCAUGUCGGGAGCGUCGCGCUCGGAGCAGGACUCCUCCGAGUACGACGACGACGAGCUGGGCAGCAGCGACAGCGAGGAGGAGGUUACCGUGGAGACGGUCGUGGUGCAGAUGCAGCAGCCAUGCUCCGACGAGCACGACUUACCACGAGCUUGACUGGCACCCUCACAUCCGCAGAGACUUUAUGGGAAAACAGAUCCAUCAUCUCUGUUCUUCUGUCACUGCUUACAUUAGGCUCCGGUCCUGUGUAGGAGUUCAGACAUGUUUUAACCUGAGAGGACCCGACUACAGUAGACUGCUACACUGUAUUUGUUCAUGGAAAAGAGCCAUGAAAAGGUCCCUGCUGCCCUCACCAUGCCUGACAGAGCAGCAUAGAUAUUGUCUGUUUAUAUAAAGUAUAAAUCACAAGAAGCUCCAUAUUAACCUUUGAUUAUCUUCAGUCCUACGUGUAUAUAUACAUAGAAGCACAUCGACAUAAACUGAACCACUAUGCAGCACUCACAGCGUUUCAGCUCACAGCAGUACUGUGUUGCCAUUUUAUUUCUAGCCUGAUGUUUGUGGGAGUUUAGUCGGCGACGUCUUUUGUGCCAGUUUUUCUGUUGCCACUGACUGACAUGGAGUGAAGCACAAGUCAGUCAGGACCGACAGACUGAUUUAAGGCGAAAAGAAAAAAAGAAUGUGCUUUCUGUGAUGCAUCACAUUUUGUUUUGCGUUACGAUGUUCUGCACUCCCUGUGGUACAUAUUUUGGCUGCUGCUGCUUUUUUUAAUUAACCUGGUUAUGGACUCAUGCUCAUGUUUUGUAGGAAAAGUGCAGGAUUAUCCUGUUUAAUUCACAAAAUAAUUCCUGUUGCCUUUUUAGUUGUAUUUUUGUCCUGUUUUCUUCCUGCUCAUGUACAUUUGUUCUCAACAAAUCAUGUCAAUAAAUAACCCUGAACUACAAAUGUUCAUUCCAAUUAAUGUUUUACUUACAUUUUCAAAGAUCCAGUUGCCUCCAUCCACCAGUUCCGGUUUUGUUUUCCAGCAUAUUAAUGGAAAGUUGAGUGGAAGGAAAAAUGUACUUAGAACAUUGCAUUUUGAAAGGCAAAACAUUUACUGUGAAAGUGCUUGGUCAUUUCUCAAAGGUGUGAUUAAAGUUAGCCUCUGAUUUUAAUGUGUAAAGGGUCAUUUCACCGCUUUUUAUGCAUCUGAAUUGUGUCACAACAAACCUAAAAUAUUUGUAAAAGCAUCACAUGGGACAUUGUGGGACCUUUAUUCUCUUACCAACUAACUAGAUCUUAAAAGAAAGUGUACAAAAGUAUUUAUUGCAUCUAUGGGUUAUAGUUCAGCAAGUUACUCACUGCAGAACUGUUAAAUUCAAGGUGGGGUGUAUUAAAAAAAAAAGAAAAUGAGGAAUUUUAAGACAAAAAUGAGAAACUCAAGCCAGGGGGAUUUUCAGGCUGCCAGACUUCACAUUAUUACUUUUUAAUUCCAAGUUUGUUGUAUUUACUGUCUAUUUAAUCUUUUAUCUCGCAGUAGAAGCAAGGAACAAGAAUAGACAAAAACAUUGAAUAAAUGUCUCUGCUGAUCAUGUUAUGAGGAACUCUAGUCACUUAGCAUCACUACAUCUCGAGACCACAAACAUUUGUGCUGACGCAAUUCAAAUUGAAACAUCCAUAGCCCUCUUUAGUGGUCAGAUGAUGAGUCAUACGGGCCAACCAUCUGAUUUUAUUUUUCCUAGGCAGAACCAUCUCAUAACGUUGUACUGCGACACUUUGAUCAGGUUCCCCACUUGUUUUCCAACCUCGUUUCUAAAACAAGUCCCAUGUUUAAGUAUUGACUUUGAAUUUUUUUCAUCAGUUAAACCUCGUCACUAAAAGAAACUCAAAAACAGAUCACUUUCCCUGGACUAAAUGCAGAUUCAUUUGAUUGAAGUUUUUAAACUUUGUGCCUUCAUUUUUAUCCUUCCUCCUAAACAUUUAUCCAUUUUCCUCUAAUUUGUGCUGUGGCAUUUUAGGUCAAAUUAAAUCCCAAUUUAAAAGUCUGAUUUUAAAGACUUUUUUAUUUUUUAAGCAGUCUGGAUUUUGUCAAGUAGGUAAUGAAAUUGAGUUAAAUGUUAGUGUAAUCAGGUGUGGCCUCUCAAGUUAAAGUUGAUUCAAAACUCACUCAGACAUGACUGGACUUUUCCCUUCUGUCUGGACAGACGCUUUCAACCCAGAACAAAAGCAAAUCUGACCUUGCUCUAGCAGGGGUGGGCACUCCUGGACCUCGAAGGCCAGUGUCCUGCAACUCUUAGACCUCUCCCUGGUCCAACACACUUGAAUCCAACAGCUGAAUCACCUGUUGAAACUUCUGCAAGUUCCAGUCAGACCCUGGCAAGUAGAGCUGACCUCUGAGUUGUUUAGUCUGAAAGCGGCCAUCAGGAGCUGCUACACAAGUGAAAUGACCAACAAUCUGACUUUACAGUAAGAGGAAAUCAUACACUGGUUAAAUUUUUAAACAAAUACUUUUAAGAUGCAACAUGACCAGUUUAAGAGUUUGACAUUUCUACAGGAAAAUACCAAGUAGUAAAACUUAAUUGCAAUGAGUACUUUGAUUAAAUCUGCGGUUAGAAGUGCAUACACCCAGGUCUGAUUAGAGGUCAGACCACAUUUCCCAUAAAAUGAACAGAAGACAUUUAAAAGAACAGAGUAAACAUUUAUCUGGUUGGAAUAAAUUUAUUUGAUCUGUCUGUAAACAAGGUGAUAAAUCAAUUUAUGGCAUUUCUUGGUUUAUGCAUACAACAUCAGAUGCAUUAAAGACUGUAUCCCAGAUGCAAGAAAAAAAAAAUAAUAAAGUGGUGAGGAAAGGAAAUGAACACAUCAGCUAACAGGACUUGAACAGUGUUUUUGAGUACACAUAUCCCACAAGGCCUAAGACAAUGGAGCUGAAACUACAAAUAAAA
Gambusia affinis (western mosquitofish) is the source of this 4310-nucleotide messenger RNA. RefSeq names its product ring finger protein 13 (gene rnf13). Gene Ontology annotation, biological process: positive regulation of DNA-templated transcription; protein ubiquitination; ubiquitin-dependent protein catabolic process. The transcript is spliced from 10 exons. Gene Ontology annotation, cellular component: cytoplasm; nucleoplasm. Lineage: Eukaryota; Metazoa; Chordata; Actinopteri; Cyprinodontiformes; Poeciliidae. The record is from RefSeq and is a predicted model, not a curated record. Gene Ontology annotation, molecular function: zinc ion binding; ubiquitin protein ligase activity. The coding region runs from base 412 to 1545 and encodes 377 amino acids.